Cornus florida is the source of this 873-nucleotide messenger RNA. RefSeq lists its product as uncharacterized. The transcript has 7 exons. The record is from RefSeq and is a predicted model, not a curated record. Lineage: Eukaryota; Viridiplantae; Streptophyta; Magnoliopsida; Cornales; Cornaceae. The coding region runs from base 11 to 625 and encodes 204 amino acids.
UAUAAAUACAAUGCUACUCAACUAUUCAACACUCGGAGAGAGAGAGAGAGAGAGAGAGAAGAAAUCUGGUGACCUGUUUCUUAGCUGGAGUAUAAUGGCAGCGCCCUUUAAACGAAACAAUCCAUUUGAUCACCCUUUCUUUGAUUCAUCUUAUUUAUUUGCGGCUGUACGCGCUAGACGGAUUUCCGAGAAAUUGAACCCUGGUUUUAACUUUCUGAAAAACCCUAUUACUACUACCCCCAGUGAAAAAGCUAGUGGUGACCUCAUUCGUAAAAUGUUGUUAUUUCGAAAAGAAGAUCCAUAUGAGCACCCAUCGUUCACUGAUCCUGCUAUAACCCACAAAGAAUUACACUAUGAAGGGAACCAGAGCUUCAGCUUCCAAAGUGAUGCACCUGGUGGACCCGAAGGAAUCUGCCACACUUCUUCUAUGGCUAGGGGUGCUAGCACCUGUGAUGGAGUGGAUCUAUUAGAGAUAAAAGAAGAAGGAGAUAAGACAAUGAGUCAACCACUGCAAAAUCUAUGUGACUUGUAUCCUCACUUGCGUAAAACAGCAGUGUUCCUUCAAGAAAUGUUAGAAAGCAAUCCAUUUGAUGACCCAUUCUUCACUAUUCGUCAUUUUUUUUAAAUCCUGCUUCACGUCAUUAUCACCAAUUUGAUGGAAAAUCUAGUUCUGAGCGGCAGUUGAAGGAAAUAGCUGUUGAAGAAUUGCACUCUGAUGAUAACUCUCAGAAGCAUUCAUUCUCAGUUGAUAAACCAAUUAUUACUUCCCCCGGUGAAAAUGAUUGUGGUAACCAGACCUUCAGCCUCCAAAGUGUCGCACCUGGUGGACCUGAAGGGAUGUAUCACACUUCUUCUAUAGCUAGGGGUAGCACU